This is a messenger RNA of Saccostrea cuccullata (small rock oyster), 709 nucleotides long. RefSeq names its product streptavidin-V2-like. Bases 91 to 573 code for a protein of 160 amino acids. The record is from RefSeq and is a predicted model, not a curated record. Gene Ontology annotation, molecular function: biotin binding. Lineage: Eukaryota; Metazoa; Mollusca; Bivalvia; Ostreida; Ostreidae. The transcript is spliced from 3 exons.
UAAAAUGCAGUUACUCGGCCUCUAUAUAUUCCAGAACAUUUUCACUGCCGUAGAAUAUUUUCACCAUCAUUUAAACAGAUUUCGUGAAAAAUGCACGUCCUAAGGAUGGAAAUUGCUGGAUACCUACUGCCGUUGUUGAUUUGUGGAGUCUUGCCAGUUCAGUCAUUGAACACUAAUGUUACUAAACCCUGCAUGAAGCAACAGAGAAAUGAAAAUCAGUGUGCAUUGGCUGGGAAGUGGAAAAAUGAGCUUGGUUCUAAGAUGGAAAUAACUUGCAACGAAGGAACCAUCUCUGGUAGAUAUGAAAGCACCGUUGGACAAGCUGUAAAUUGGUAUGAUCUUUCGGGAAGAUAUCUCCAGGUAAAUGAGAAAGACUUCAUGGUCGGAUGGUCCGUGGCUUGGAAAAAUCAAGAUGAAGAUGCCAAGUCUCUCACAAGUUGGACUGGGGUAUACUAUGCCGAGAAAGACGAAAUAUGGACCCAGUGGAUUCUCGGUGCGUUCAAAAAUCAAACAGAUUACUGGAGAAUUUACUACACUAAUCAGAAUGUAUUUACCAGGGAUAAUGAAUGUUAGAUGGAGAAGAUAUUCAAUUGAUAUAUCAUUAUGCCAUUUCUUUUCUUUCUUUCAUUUUUUUUUGCAUUAAAAAAUUCUCAUGUUUACUUAUAAAAUAAAAGUAAAGAUGCAUUAAUAAAAUUCCUCAACAAAUUUA